CCUCAACCCAUGGCAAGGCCCAUGUGCUCAUUGUGAAUGAAAUGGCGUGAUGUUUUGAUGUUCAACUUGCAGAAGUCCUUUAGUGCCAUGGCUUCCAAAGAACGCACUAAGGUGAUUUUGGGGCAUCUCAAGCCAACAAUCAGCAGCGAGGAGGCUGCCUCGACGCGAACGGGGGAUUUUGUAUGCCGGGGAUACAGUACCGGUAGCGUGGCUGUCGAGGCGAGUGGUACCGUCCAAAGAGACGAGGAGACGGAUACAAGGAGACCCAUACAGUUGCAUGACUGUGCUGCCACCUCGGCACCACCUGACAAAACUCCCAGGAUUCCCAAAGUCAGACAAGAUGUGUUGAAAUGGAAUGGUUGGGGCUACAGAGACUCCAAAUUUGUGAUUGAUGACAAAGAGAAUAUCUCAUUCAGUGGGAGCAGGUAUAACAUUGCAGGUGAACUGCCUCACUUCAGAGCGUGGAUUGACACAAUUGAGGGGUUCAACAUAGAGAACAGAAGCCUGUCACAGGAUGAGAUUCGGCCAGAAAGGUUGCCGAGUGUCACACGCAAUGAGGAUUUCUUGGAAGACAUCCAGAAAGAGGGAAUCUCUUUCUCUUUUGACACCCAAGACAGACUUUUCCGGGCUCAUGGUCAUACAUUGGAUGAAAUAUUUGCACUCCGUGAGGGAAACUUUGAACGCAUUCCAGAUAUCGUUUUGUGGCCAACAUCUCAUGACCAUGUUUGUAAGAUUGUACAGCUGGCUUGCAAGCACAAUGUUUGUAUCAUUCCAUUUGGAGGUGGAACCAGUGUGACCAAAUCAUUACAAUGCCCUGCGGAGGAAAAGCGAAUGAUUGUUUCACUGGAUAUGUCACAAAUGAACCGUAUUUUGUGGGUGGAUGAGAAGAAUCUGACAGCUCACAUAGAGGCAGGAAUUAUGGGAAUGGAUCUUGAAAGAGAGCUUGGUAAGUAUGGUCUGUGCACAGGUCAUGAACCAGACUCGAUGGAGUUCAGCUCCCUUGGUGGUUGGGUGGCUACUAGAGCUUCUGGAAUGAAGAAGAACGUCUACGGCAACAUUGAGGAUCUGCUGGUGCAUGUUAAAAUGGUCUCGCCAAGAGGUGUACUUGAAAAGAAUUGUCAGGUGCCAAGGAUGUCAACUGGCCCAGACAUCCAUCAUUUUAUCCUGGGGUCUGAGGGCACGCUGGGUGUUGUGACAGAGGUCACACUGAGGGUGCGCCCCAUCCCACAAGUCCGGCGGUAUGGUUCAGUGGUCUUCCCCACAUUUCACCAAGGAGUUGACUUCAUGAGGGAAGUGGCCAGGCAGCGAUGUGCCCCAGCUUCCAUUAGGCUCAUGGACAAUGAACAGUUCAAGUUCGGGCAAGCUCUGAAGGGUCCAGCAGCAUCCAUGUGGACAUCACUGAUGGACAGCUUGAAAAAAGUCUACGUAACCAAGCUGAAGAGAUUUGAUCCAAAUAUCAUGGUUGUAGCCACACUUCUCUUUGAAGGAGCCAAAGAGGAUGUAGCAGCCCAAGAAAAGAAAGUCUACACAAUUGCCACGGAAUAUGGGGGUCUGGCUGGUGGUGAAGACAAUGGGCAGAGGGGCUACAAUCUGACGUUUGCCAUCGCCUAUCUCAGAGAUCUUGGGUUGGAUUUUUACAUCAUUGCCGAGUCAUUUGAAACAACCGUGCCUUGGGAUCGUGUGAUUGAUCUUUGCCGCAAUGUGAAAGAACGGCUAUACAGUGAAUGCAAGCGACAUGGCAUACAGUACCGUCCCUUAGCAACGUGCAGAGUCACCCAGACCUAUGAUUCGGGGGCCUGUGUUUAUUUCUACUUUGCUUACAUGUACCGUGGCCUUAGUAACCCUAUCGAGGUUUAUGAAGAUAUCGAGGCUGCAGCAAGGGAUGAGAUCUUGGGUAUCGGAGGAAGUCUGUCCCAUCACCAUGGAGUUGGGAAGCUCCGCAAGCAAUGGAUGACCAAGGCAAUCUCGGAACCAGGUGUGGAAACAUUACGUGCCAUCAAGAAACAUCUCGACCCACAGAACAUCUUUGGAAACAACUGCCUUAUUUGAAGUGCACAUUAAUUUUGCAUUUUUUUAAUGUUACACAGCAAGUCAUCUCAUCAAAGCUGAACAGAUACCCGCUUUUUCCUAUGACGAAUUUUCUUCUGAGGGGGAAAAAUACCACUUGAGUGUCUUUCUUUGUUUUUUAAGCAAGCUGAUCAAAGUGUCUUUAAUGUCCUUCCUUGAUUGACAACUUUAUUUUUAUGUAAAUUGAUCUAGUCCUUUUUAUGGAUGGAUGAACAGUGACACAUUACGUUAUACAGAAUUUGUUGUUGCAUUGUUGUAAUUGUAACUGCUAUUUUUAUGUGCUCUUGCAUUUGGCCAACAUGUCUGUCAGUGCAGUAAUAUUGUUUAUCAGCCACGACAGAAUCAAAAUUAAUUUUGUGUGAUACUCUCAUGUGCUUGACUAGGAUUCUGAAAAUCAGGAAUCUAUCGUGCAGUGUUUCCCUCAGGGUAAUGAUAAGAGUGAGGUGGUCCAAUAAUAGAAAUGUAUCAGUGUUUGUAGUGAAUACAUUGGCCUUGCUGGGUGUGCUGACAGGGUCUUAAAUAAGAUCCGAAUUGUGCAUGCACUGUUAUUUUAUGCCUUGUGUGACCUUUGGUUUAUCAAAACAAUCCAAAGGUGAUCUACAUGUAUUCUACAAAUGUUUAGCUUUCUGUUGUUCAUGCUUUCUUUGAUUAUUUUCCUUUUCAUUGAGUGAAAAGAACUUUGUGAGGUGGGCCACUUCACGUUUGAAUGGACUGACGAAACCCCGGCAUUGUGUGCAUUGUAAAUGUUCUCAAAAAGUCAUAGAUGUAUACUAUAUCAUAUUAAUGUGGGUCGCACAGAGAUUCAUUGAUCAAUAUGUAGUUGACAAUAUAAUGGGCCAAUUAUAUUCGACAACAAAAUGAACCACUCAAGUGUGCUUAAAUGUAAACUUCAAAUUUCCUCACUAGUUUAUGCAUGAAUUGAAUGCAGACAUUUUGUUGUAAUGGUAAUCUAAUCGUGAAGACUAAUGCAAGCAUUGUAAAAGAUUUACAGGCAGGUGUAGUAGAGAGGUAAUUAUGGAAUUACAAUUGAAAUCAAAUUUGUCAAUAUGGGCAAUAAUAUAAAAAGAUUAAACAAUAUUAAGGCAUGCUUUUGUUACUGUGGACUAUCUGUAGCAACUUCAUAAAUACCUUAAGAAGGCCUGUUUCAACCUCUCGACAUUUUUCAGUCUAUGUCUGAUUAGACAUUUUUUUGAUUUUUGUUUUGAUGUAAAAUUUCUUGAAUAUCCUAUUGUGAUUAGGAAGCUUAAUGAUAAAUAUCUUAGUCAGAAAUUGAAAUAAUGUGAAUUUUUAAAAUUGAUUCAAAAACCAAGAUCUUAAUUAAAUACAAAAUUGUCCAGGGAACUUUGCAUUUAUUUAGUACUUUUAAAGCAAAAUGUUCUGUGUGCAUCAUCACGACUUACUCUUCACAGACUGCAGAAUAUCAUGGGGAAAAGAUGGGAAAAAACCCAUUUGAGAAUUAUUUUUUGUCCCAUUUGUUCAUUGUUUUUAGUGAAGCAACGCAUGCUAGUAAAAUAGCAAAAGAACUUAUUUGCAUUUAUGUGCAGUAGAGAGAUAUUUGUUAUUCCACUGUAGUUUAAUGAAAACAAAUUGUCUUGGUGAUGUACAACAUGUGACGAAUCAUCUUCAGGAUGAGGGUAAUUUUUAUAAGUAAUGCAGAGAUACAAGUAAGUUUAAAAUACAGUCAGUGAAGGUAUUGGCACUUAAAUUUUUUUAAACAAUUAUAAUUUGUCAGCCAUAAACAUUUAAGUAUCCAACUUGAUUCAUGUGCUGUUUUUCAUAGUUAGGUUUGUCCUUUGGUUUGCAGAUAAGUGCAUCCAUUUUGAACAUUUGAUGUUGGACUGUGCCCAUACAUGUACACUGCCAGUCAUUACAUAAAUGUAUUUCCUCACUAGAUUUCAAAACGAAAUCAGUUAUAAACUGAGAUUUCUUUCCGACGACCUGUGCAGCUUUAAUUUACCAAGUACUGUUUGUAAUAUUGUUGAGUAAUAGACCUAGAACAUAAUGAUGCCAUGCUUUGUUUACAUGUGCACUUUCCUUUGGGAGAUCGAUGGAUCGUGUCCCACCUCACUGCUGGAGAAACCAAAACCAAAUGUUAUCAGUCAGGUAAUAAGGUGGUUAAUUUUUCUAGGGAAAAAAGGCGCUCUAAUUGGUCCUCAUAAGCUGUUUGCCUUUAUUUCAAUGCACUGGCUAAAAAUAUUGAAACUUGAUGCUAUAUUUUAGUGGUCCACUUUCAUGAAAAAAAUUCUAGGCAGUGCUACCUAUAGCUUCUAAACUUUUUGUUGGACAGUUGGAAAGGGAAAAUACCCCUUAAUGUUUGUAGUUAAUGCUGUAAGGAGAAUAAAAUAAUAUCCUGGAACCAGGUUGUUUUUAUUGAUUGUUAGGUUCAGUGCUAGGUUUGAGGUUGGGGGAGCGCGAGGAAUUUCUUCUAAAAUAAAGAUCCAUAGUUCUCUUCAUCAAUCUACAAACAAGUCUAACCCCAGUCCUGAGGAAAAGGACAGAUACCAAAUGAUUGAAGCAAACGUGCGAAGUGUUUGCACUUUCAUUUCCUGAAAAUUCCAUGUGGAUUACCAGAUUUUUUGUUUUAUGAUAAUGUUGGUAUUAUUUUAAGAGCAUCUUCAUGGAAGACUGUGCUGUUUGUCUUUGGAUGGAAAGCAUAAACAUGGCUUGAAAAUCGACUAUUCAAGUUUCAUAUUUGUCUGGGAGAGGAAGAACU
This is a messenger RNA of Acanthaster planci (crown-of-thorns starfish), 4780 nucleotides long. RefSeq names its product alkylglycerone phosphate synthase (gene agps). Gene Ontology annotation, molecular function: alkylglycerone-phosphate synthase activity; FAD binding. Gene Ontology annotation, biological process: lipid biosynthetic process. NCBI's taxonomy places the organism in Eukaryota, Metazoa, Echinodermata, Asteroidea, Valvatida, Acanthasteridae. Gene Ontology annotation, cellular component: peroxisome. The record is from RefSeq and is a predicted model, not a curated record.